AUGACGUAUUCUUUCCCUGUCUGUCCAGUUUUUGGCAUACUGACAGCUGACUUUGCCAGUGGUCUUGUGCAUUGGUGUGCUGAUACCUGGGGAAGUGUACAGUUACCCAUUAUUGGAAAAGCCUUUAUCCGCCCAUUCCGCGAACAUCAUAUUGACCCAACAUCAAUCACUAGGCAUGACUUCAUUGAAACUAAUGGUGAUACAUUUGCAGCCACUGUACCCUUCAUGUUGUACAUGUCUUAUAAGUUCUGCUAUUACACCAAUGAGCAGAUAAGGGACACAUAUAACUGGGAGUGUUAUGUAUUUUUACUGGCAAUAUUUGUUAGCAUGACAAAUCAGUUCCAUAAAUGGUCACACACUUACUUUGGUUUACCUUGUGGGCCAAAAAAGUUGAUUAACUGUGAUUUCGGAAUUCAUCCACCUGAGGAGACAAAGGGUUUCCAGAAACCUGUGUCUGGGUUCAAGCCACUACAUAUUUUUAUUUAUUUUAAUUUUUGGCUUCUGAGAUGA
Acanthosepion pharaonis is the source of this 510-nucleotide messenger RNA. Lineage: Eukaryota; Metazoa; Mollusca; Cephalopoda; Sepiida; Sepiidae. The record is from the annotation of a GenBank genome assembly.